UGAUGAACGCGGAACGCCUGAACCAUAUCACUGAAGAGCACAAAACCGUCCUGAUACCUCAACUCGCCGAUGAUUUCCUCAACGGCAAGUUCUAACCCUAACUCCGUCGCCUCCCUCAACAUAAAACACAGGUCAUCCAUCUCCCUAACAAAAUUCGCAUCUUUUUUGACAUCCAGCUCUCUUCCCACUGCCCCUUCAACAAAUCCCCCAUCCAUCGCCAACAAACAAUCCUUCUCCUCUCAACGCCUUCUACCAAUCUUCAAACCCUCAUGGAAUUCAAACAAGCUCAAAGAAUCCCAUCAAAUACUGGCCCAAAUCUGCAAGCUGGGCGGUACUGUCCACGCCCGCCAACUACUCGAUGUAAUGCCAAAACAAAAAAUAAACCUCCAUCCAAAGAAGAGGGAGGCAUAUGAGAAGGCGAGAGAGCUGCACACAGCAAUAAGAGAAGCAGGGUACGUGCCUGAUACGAGAUUCGUGCUCCACGAUAUUGAUGAAGAAGCUAAGGAGAAGUCGCUGAUGUACCACAGCGAGCGGCUGGCGAUCGCCUAUGGCCUCAUCGGCACCCCGCCGGGGACGACGCUGAGGAUUAUGAAGAAUCUGAGAAUCUGUGGGGAUUGCCAUAAUGCAGUGAAGAUCAUGUCUAAGGUUGUGGAGAGGGAGAUCAUUGUGAGGGACAACAAGAGGUUUCAUCAUUUCAGGGACGGUAUGUGCUCAUGUGGCGACUACUGGUGACAUUUUGUUAUGAUUUGUGUGGUAAUUUGGAAAUAUCGGAAUGUUUUUCUUCUCUUUUUUGCUGCAAAUUCUUGAGCUUUAAAACUUCUUAGCUUUUUUUGUUGUUGUUAAAUCAUCCUCAAGAUCAAGAGAUAGGAAUCUGAUAAAAAUAUGGGUCUGUUUGGUUGCAAGAAUUUUAACAGAUUUUCAG
Molecule: messenger RNA, 922 nt
Organism: Dendrobium catenatum
Lineage: Eukaryota; Viridiplantae; Streptophyta; Magnoliopsida; Asparagales; Orchidaceae
Product: pentatricopeptide repeat-containing protein DWY1, chloroplastic-like
Exons: 2
Coding region: 70-732 (220 amino acids)
Molecular function (GO): zinc ion binding
Source: RefSeq, a predicted model, not a curated record